Budorcas taxicolor (takin) is the source of this 1382-nucleotide messenger RNA. RefSeq names its product transcriptional adaptor 2B (gene TADA2B). NCBI's taxonomy places the organism in Eukaryota, Metazoa, Chordata, Mammalia, Artiodactyla, Bovidae. The record is from RefSeq and is a predicted model, not a curated record. Gene Ontology annotation, molecular function: chromatin binding; zinc ion binding; transcription coactivator activity. Bases 1 to 1284 code for a protein of 427 amino acids. The transcript is spliced from 2 exons. Gene Ontology annotation, biological process: chromatin remodeling; regulation of transcription by RNA polymerase II. Gene Ontology annotation, cellular component: SAGA-type complex; nucleus.
AUGGCGGAGCUCGGCAAGAAGUACUGCGUGUACUGCCUGGCCGAGGUGAGCCCGCUGCGCUUCCGCUGCACCGAGUGCCAGGACAUCGAGCUGUGCCCCGAGUGCUUCUCCGCCGGCGCGGAGAUCGGCCACCACCGCCGCUACCACGGCUACCAGCUGGUGGACGGCGGGCGCUUCACGCUCUGGGGGCCCGAGGCCGAGGGCGGCUGGACCAGCCGCGAGGAGCAGCUGCUGCUGGAUGCCAUCGAGCAGUUCGGCUUCGGGAACUGGGAGGACAUGGCAGCCCACGUCGGCGCUUCCCGGACCCCCCAGGAAGUGAUGGAGCAUUACGUAAGCAUGUACAUCCACGGCAACUUGGGGAAGGCCUGCAUCCCCGACACCAUCCCCAACCGGGUGACCGACCACACCUGCCCCAGCGGGGGCCCCCUCUCUCCCAGCCUCACCACCCCCUUGCCUCCCCUAGACAUCUCGGUGGCCGAGCAGCAGCAGCUGGGCUACAUGCCGCUGCGGGAUGACUACGAGAUCGAGUACGACCAGGACGCCGAGACGCUCAUCAGCGGGCUCUCGGUCAACUACGACGACGACGACGUGGAGAUCGAGCUGAAGCGCGCGCACGUGGACAUGUACGUGCGCAAGCUCCGUGAGCGGCAGCGGCGCAAGAACAUCGCGCGUGACUACAACCUGGUGCCCGCCUUCCUGGGCAAGGACAAGAAGGAGAAGGAGCGGGCGGCGCGGCGCAAGGUCACCAAGGAGGAGAAGGAGCUGCGGCUCAAGCUGCGGCCGCUCUACCAGUUCAUGUCGUGCAAGGAGUUCGAUGACCUGUUUGAGAACAUGCACAAGGAGAAGAUGCUGCGCGCGAAGAUCCGCGAGCUGCAGCGCUACCGGCGCAACGGCAUCACCAAGAUGGAAGAGUCGGCGGAGUACGAGGCGGCCCGGCACAAGCGCGAGAAGCGCAAGGAGAACAAGGCGGCUGCGGCUGCUGCCGCGGCAGCAGGGGGCGCCAAGCGCGGCAAGGAGGACGGCCGGGACGGCGAGUUCUCGGCCAUCGAGCACCUGCCAGGCUUCGAGCUCCUGUCGGACCGCGAGAAGGUGCUGUGCAGCUCGCUGAACCUGAGCCCCGCGCGCUACGUGACCGUGAAGACCAUCAUCAUCAAGGACCACCUGCAGAAGCGCCAGGGCAUCCCCUCCAAGAGCCGCCUGCCCAGCUACCUGGACAAAGUCCUCAAGAAGAGGAUCCUGAGCUUCCUCACCGAGAGCGGGUGGAUAUCCAGGGACGCCUCCUGAAGCCCGCCGUCCGGAGCGCCCGGGACGGACGGACGGACGGACGGAUGGUUGCGCGAGAGCCACACCAACAGCAGAGAGAAAAAAAAAGCUUUGUGAGC